Messenger RNA from Monopterus albus (swamp eel), 2174 nucleotides. RefSeq names its product glucosidase 2 subunit beta-like. The transcript has 15 exons. The coding region runs from base 101 to 1474 and encodes 457 amino acids. The record is from RefSeq and is a predicted model, not a curated record. Lineage: Eukaryota; Metazoa; Chordata; Actinopteri; Synbranchiformes; Synbranchidae. Gene Ontology annotation, biological process: liver development; N-glycan processing. Gene Ontology annotation, cellular component: glucosidase II complex. Gene Ontology annotation, molecular function: calcium ion binding; protein binding.
UUUAGGAAGUCGUGACACGACCAGUUGGAAGUUGGAUUUAUAUCAUGAAUGUGAAACACUCUUGAGUGUGUUAUCGUGUGGCGGGAAAUAGAAGGUUAACAUGCGUUUCCAAAUUAUAUUAGUCGCGGUGUUUUGUUGUGGUUUCGUGGACCUACGGAAAAUAAGAGGAAUAUCCUCGUCAUAUAAGCGGUUCUACAAGGAGAGGAAGUCCUUCCUGUGCAUUGAUGGGUCUAAAAUGAUCCUGUUUGAGCGAGUGAAUGAUGACUACUGUGACUGUGAAGAUGGCUCAGAUGAACCAGGCACCUCAGCCUGUCCUCGCGGCCGAUUCUACUGCACCAAUCUGGGUUUUCGCCCACACUACAUUCCGUCAUCACGAGUCAAUGAUGGCAUCUGUGAUUGCUGCGAUGCUUCAGAUGAAUACAACAGCCAUGUUCACUGCCAGAACACUUGCUGGAAUCUGGGACAGAGAGAGAGAGCAUACGUGGAGGGCCAGAUGAGGACCUUAGACGAAGGUUUGCGACUCAAGCAGCAGCUGAUUGAGGAGGGAGUGCUGCUCUGGAGGGAGAAACAGGCCCAGCUCCGAGAUCUUCAGCAGGUAGCUGAGGACUUGCAGAUCAAACUAGAGGAGCACAGGAGGAAGAAACAUGAGGCUGACCAACUCAAGGAGCAAACAUUAAAGGCAAUGCAAGGAGGGCACAGUGGUCUCAGACGUCACAAUGACACCGUAUCCAGCGUUUUCAAGUUACUGGACUGUAACAAAGAUGGCAGUAUUACGGUGGAUGAAGUCCAGGCUAAAGUGACACUUGUCCAUGAUGCGGAGCGGGUUUUGUCUGAGGAUGAAGCAGUGGCUUUGUUAGCAGGAGGCCAUCAGAUGGAUCUAACCAAGUUUCGACACACACUGUGGGAAAUCCUGACAAGAGGAGACAGUGUAAAGAUCAAAGACACACAUGGUGCACCAGGCAGUCUUUUAGCUGAAGAUCCUCAUUUAAUGGCAGCUGACAGAGAUGCAGAGUGGGAGACUACCAAUCUGAAGAAAGUAGAAGAAGCUUAUCAGACGGUCAAUAUGGAGAUAAGCGAUCUCCAGAAGAAGCUGGCCAUUGACUACGGAACAGAUUGGGAGUUUCUGUUUUUGAGCAGCCAGUGUUACAAGCUGAAAGUAUAUGAGUAUACUUACACGCUGUGCCCGUUCAAUCACGUCACUCAGAGGAACACUGCAGGAACAGAGGUCUCAUUAGGGAAGUGGGGGAUGUGGGCAGGAACACCAGAGAACCAGUACAGUCAGAUGGUGUAUGAGAAUGGAGAGCCCUGCUGGCAAGGAGGUUCACGCAGUACUACUGUCACACUGACAUGUGGAACGGAGACAAGCUUGCUAUCGGUGAAGGAGCCCAGCAAAUGCCAGUACAUCACAGACUUUCAGACUCCUGUGGCCUGUCAGCCAGUGCUAAAGCAGCGGGGUGUACACAGUGAACUGUGACCCCUUCCUUUACUGGCCUAGCCUAGAUUGGCUUGGCCCCGCCACACACACUUCUGGGUUAGGCUGUGGUGACAGGCUGGGGUCCUGAGGGUCCCCUGUGACAUCUGUGUUGCCAGAAAGUCUUGCUAAGGGCAGAAUCUGAUCUUCAGUCUGUUCCUAGACCACUGUAGAUCUCACUGAUUGUUACAGUGCUGCUUUAUUUGUUAUAUAAUUAUCUGAAAAGAAGUGAAUUAAGUGUACACAAGUAUUCUUCACUCUGCAGUAUGUUCUUAUAUGGGCUUACACUUAAGGUCCACUUACAUUACUGUAAAUAUUUGAAUAAUGUGCAGCCACAAUGUGUAAUGGCAUUGCCACUAAGCAAUAUAAUAUGACUGCUUAGUCAUAAGUGGCUACAUUAUUGUAGCCUUAAGUCUUAUAGGAUCAGUCUGGUGAAGUGUUUCCUGUUUAACCAAAGCUGCACGUAGCUUAACAUACAACUCCAUUACUGUCCCAAAACUAUUAAAAUCAAUUUCACAGACAUUGCCUCAGUUACAUGACAAACAUGGGCACUGUAGUUUACUUUGAGAUGAUCCCAUGUCUUGCUGCUGUGCAUACUGGCUAGCUUAUGAAAUGCACAGCUGGAAACGGUCACAUACAGAUGCAAUAUGUUUGCUAAAUACUACAGAACCCAGCUACUUUAGGGAUUUUUUUUUUGCCUCUU